AUGAGUUCUCGACGUGUAUCACUACCUGUGUCGUUUGGAACACAUUUAGCUCCAUCGCCAACGUUCUCGCCUCAACUUCAACCACCAAUCGCUUCGCCCACAUCAUCUGGACGACGAUCGCUACCGACAACUCCGCAAUCACUUCGUCGUCUUCCGAUUGUUCCUCGAUCUCCAGCAUCGCCCAGACCAUUCAGUCCUCGUCUUCCUGAUUUAGAUGAACGUUUUCCUACAUGCUCCAGCAGUUCCAGUUCUGAUACCUCUCCACGCCAUUUGAGACGUAAAAGGAUAACGUGUCCCAGAUAUCAAUACUCUCUUCGAGACAGUGGCUAUAUGGAACAUAAGGAAGAAGAUGACGAGCUUUCGAAUAUUGACCAAGAGGGCACAUUACGGAGUUUUGCGUACAAGAAUGGAGCUGUCAUAGAUCAUGGUUAUCAGGUUAAGUCAUCAAAUAAGAAUACAUACAAAAGAAAAGACACAAGGCGAUCGACAUGUCCUGAGAUUUGGCUUAUGCCAGAAGCUGAAGAAACAAAGCCUUCCAAACGAAUUGUUGUAAGAAUCUAUGGAAGUAAAAGCACAGGCAAAAAGACAUUAGCUCAUAAUAUAUAUCAUCACGCAACGACAACUACUCAAGAACAAAUUGUUAUUUUAUCCAGUGAGAACACUAAAGAAGUCGGAUGUUCACGUUAUAUCAGCUUUCUCCUCAAUGGUGAAGAGGUCCAAUUGGAAAUUUUACAAGAAUCCGCACUAGAGUGCUCACCCUUUGGAGCUCAUCUGACGAUGUAUUUGGUUGUUUAUAACAUUGACAGCCGAGAAUCCUUUCUAAAUGCCGCUCAAUUACUAAAUAGAAUUCAUCAGACAAAUACUUCGAAGGUUGCUCGAGUCCUACUGGUGGCAAAUAAAGUUGAUUUAAAACGAAAUCAAGUUGUAUCAUCCAUAGAAGGCAAAUCAUUAGCGAAAAUAUACAAAUGUAGCUUCGUGGAAGUUUCUGCUCUACUCAUCGUUAACAUUGAUGGUUUAUGGAGUGAUAUAAUCAAGCAACUCGAGCAUCCCGGAGAGACGACAUGGAUGGAGAGAAUCGUCAAUCGAGGAAAGACAUUUGCAAAGUCUUGUGAAGAAAUCGUUCAGAAGUUGAUUGUGACAUGA
Messenger RNA from Auanema sp. JU1783, 1143 nucleotides. The record is from the annotation of a GenBank genome assembly. NCBI's taxonomy places the organism in Eukaryota, Metazoa, Nematoda, Chromadorea, Rhabditida, Rhabditidae.